AUGGCCAACGUCAAGAGCCGCAUGGCCAAGAUCUUGGGCAUCGACGCCUCGCGCCCCGAGGAGCCUAUCCCCCCCAUCGCCAAUGCGGAUCCUUACGCCGAGACGGAUCCCAGUGUCAGCGACUGGGCGAGGAAACAUAUGCCUACGCCGCGCGACGCUGGACGUUACGUGUACAACCUCUUUCCCUUCAUCUCCUGGAUAGGCAAGUACAACCUCACGUGGUUCUUGGGCGACAUGAUCGCCGGUGUCACGGUCGGUGCCGUCGUCGUGCCGCAGUCCAUGGCCUACGCGCAGUUGGCCCAGCUCGAUGUUGAAUAUGGUCUCUACUCGAGUUUCAUGGGUGUCAUCGUCUACUGGUUCUUUGCGACGUCCAAGGACAUCACUAUCGGUCCUGUUGCCGUCAUGUCUCAAGUCACAGGCGACGUUGUCGUGCGCGCCCGCCAAGAGCUUCCUGAGAUCGACGCACACAUCAUCGCCUCGGCAUUGGCCUUCAUCACUGGUGCCAUCAUCGUCGCCCUUGGUCUUCUGCGCCUGGGCUGGCUUGUCGAGUUCAUCCCACUUCCCGCCAUCUGUGCAUUCAUGACCGGCUCCGCCGUCACCAUCGCAGCUGGCCAAUUGCCCAAACUCAUGGGGAUCCCGGACGUCUCAACCCGCGGCAGAGGUGUUCACCUCGUCGUUAUUGACACGUUAAAGGGUCUACCCAACACCUCCCUCGACGCGGCUCUGGGGUUGUCUGCUCUGGUCAUGCUCUACAUGGUCCGAGGCGGCUGCUCGCACAUGGCGAAGAAGCAGCCCCAUCGCCAAAAGAUCUACUUCUUCAUCUCAACGCUCCGCACUGCGUUCGUGAUCCUGUUGUACACGGGCAUCAGCGCCGGCUGCAACAUCAACCGCAGGGACGACCCCAUGUUCAGUGUCGUUGGCAGCGUCCCCUCGGGCUUCAGGCACGCCGAUGUGCCGCAACUGAAUAGCAAGAUCAUAUCUGCGUUUGUCAACGAACUGCCCGCGGCGGUCAUCGUUAUGCUCAUUGAGCAUAUCGCCAUUUCAAAGUCCUUUGGCCGUGUCAACAACUACGUGAUCGACCCCUCGCAGGAAUUGGUGGCGAUUGGUGUCUCCAAUCUUCUCGGCCCCUUCCUGGGCGCCUACCCUGCUACCGGAUCCUUCUCCCGAACUGCCAUCAAGUCGAAGGCUGGUGUCCGCACCCCGUUCGCCGGCGUCAUCACUGGUGUUGUCGUGCUCCUGGCGCUGUACGCGUUGACAGCCGUCUUUUGGUACAUUCCCAAUGCCGGGCUGGCGGCCGUCAUCAUCCACGCCGUCUGCGACGUCAUCACACCACCCCGAACCGUAUACCAGUUCUGGCGCGUUGCCCCCCACGAGGUGCCCAUCUUCUUUGCUGGCGUUCUGGUCACUGUUUUCACGAACAUUGAGAACGGCGUGUACACCACCAUUGCCUCGUCAUUUGUUGUCCUGAUCUGGCGCUUGUUCCUCAGCCAGGGCCGCUUCCUUGGGCGUGCGCGGAUCAGGACAGUCCGACAGAACGAGGGCAGCCGCACGCCUUCGUCCGAUAGCGACGGCGAUAUCAAGGGUGGCAUGCUCGGCAGCGACCCCAAGAGCGACUCCGACUACGAGUUCUCCCUGCGACCCGGCUUUUUGCCUCUGGGUCACGACGACGGUACCAACAGUCAGAUCGCGGUCGAGGACCCAUUCCCUGGCGUGUUUGUGUAUCGAUUCGCCGAGGGCUUCAACUACCCCAAUGCUUCGCAUUACUUGAAUCACCUCACCGAGCACAUCUUCAAGGCCACCCGCCGAACGGAUCCCGCCAAGCUCGGCAAGAUUGGUGACCGACCCUGGAACGAUGCCGCACCUCGCCAUCUUGACGCGUCAGAGGACACGCGGCCCACGCUCAAGUGCAUCGUGCUCGACUUUGCGUCCGUCAACAACAUUGACGCCACAUCGGUGCAGGCACUCAUCGACACACGGAACCAGCUGGACCGCUACACGGCGCCAGACACGGUGGACUGGCACUUUGCCAACAUUGCGAGCCGCUGGACGAAGCGAGGUCUGGCCGCGGCGGGCUUCGGCAUGCGCACAGGCGAGGGCCAGGGGCAGGCCGAGCCCAUCUUCUCCAUUGCCGAGCUCAUGGGGGAGCACGCCACGAUGAAGGAGGAGAAGGAUAGGAGCGACGGCAAUGACAUUGAGGCGAUGCCGUUGCGGGCUGAACUCCGGACGAAGCAGGUGGUCGUUCAGGGACUGAACAGGCCGCUCUUCCACUUUGACCUGCAGGAGGCGGUCGAGGCCGCCGUCAUCGAUGCACGGACAAAGACGUUUUAA
Molecule: messenger RNA, 2328 nt
Organism: Emericellopsis cladophorae
Lineage: Eukaryota; Fungi; Ascomycota; Sordariomycetes; Hypocreales; Bionectriaceae
Product: Sulfate permease-like protein
Exons: 2
Coding region: 1-2328 (775 amino acids)
Biological process (GO): transmembrane transport
Cellular component (GO): membrane
Molecular function (GO): secondary active sulfate transmembrane transporter activity
Source: RefSeq, a predicted model, not a curated record